Molecule: messenger RNA, 6726 nt
Organism: Gastrolobium bilobum
Lineage: Eukaryota; Viridiplantae; Streptophyta; Magnoliopsida; Fabales; Fabaceae
Exons: 10
Coding region: 201-6440 (2079 amino acids)
Cellular component (GO): nucleus
Molecular function (GO): metal ion binding
Source: RefSeq, a predicted model, not a curated record
CUCAUUCUAAAACCCAACUCUGAGAUUCAUUCAACGCAAUCGUAACCAGUUGUUGAAGAAGAAGAAGACAGGAAAAAAGGAGGGUAAGAUUAUCCCGCGCCACACGUCGACGUGUUGGAUCUCAUCGCCAUCUCCAACUUGGAAGGGUUCCUCAACCCACCAACAAUCACCCCCAUCUUAUCAAUUCAUGAUCGACGGUCAUGGAUCACUCACACUUCCUUCACCAACAACACCAUCACCAACGCACAAGAUACGCUACUCUACAACCUCAAUCUCAUCAUCACAACCCUAACCACCUACCUCCGCCGCCUCUUCCUCCCCCUCCUCCCCCUCCCCCUCCUCAGACACUCUCAUACCGCACCAUCCGCACCCCUCCUCCUCCACCCUACAACAACCCUCAACCUCAUCAAUCCCAACAAUUCCCUUUCAACUCCUCCACCAACCACCACAUCCACGCCGCCUUCUCCAAUCGGAUCCUCUCCGAUGACAUCCUCCCCCGCCGUACCCUCCCUGAUUUCGACCGCCGCAAACCUGAAACCUCCUGGAACCCUAGCCCCAGGGUCGUCCCCGAUGAUCGGCCGCUCAGGAGUUACCCUCCCGUCGAUUUCGACCGGGAAUUGCAUCAGCAUCAGCAUCAGCAUCAGCAUCACCGUCCUCCUCCUCAGUCGUAUCCGCCGAUCGACAAUCUCCGGUACGAUCCGGAGGGUGGGACCUCGAGGUUGAGAAUUGAGCGUGUGGAAGCCUACGAUGGAAACCCUAGGGUGUGGGAUAGAGGAGGCGAUGGAAACUAUCACCGCCGCGUGCUCGACGCGGAACCUGGCGGCGGCAUGGGGGCGUCCAGGGAAUCGGAUAUUGAUUUGAAAUCUGGUGGUUAUGUUCGUGUGUAUGGUGUGGAAUGUGAGGAUGAAGUGGCCACAAGGGGUGGCAGAGUUGAGAGCAAGAGGUGGGUGAAUGAUAGGAAGGGAAUUAGAGAGUUGCAUGAUUCUUCUUCCUUUGAAGUGGGGAAUAACGAGAUUGGUGCUGCAUCGAAACGAGAGUAUUAUGGUUCAGAAACGGCUAGGUAUAAUUACAGAGGGAACAGCAGGGACUCUGGUCAUGAAUUUACUCGCACUCCGCCUAAGAAGCAGAUACAGAAGAAGAGUGCUCUUCUUAGACUUCAGACGGUAAAACCCAAUCAUAGGAACCGCGAGAUUGAACAGUUACGUUAUCCUGGCUAUGCUCCUGAUUCUAACUCUAAUUUCUUCAGGGGUAGGGAGCACCAACAUGGGUAUUCAGGUCAUGGGAUGAAAGCAGAAGAGAGAGAGGGAAGCCCUGUCGACCUUGAUAUCUCAUUCGAAUCAAAUUCCCUGGUGGCCAAAGCUAUUGUGGCACCUUCAAGUUCGGCCCCUGUUUCGGAUUCGAAUAUGAAUCCUGUUUCUGAUACAUAUUUGAGUUCUGCUGAGAAGAGUAAAAAGGUUUUCGUCUCUGAACUAUCUACACCUGCUGUAAAUUUAAAUAGUUCACCAGGGAAAGCAAGUGACACCUCUAGUUCUGUCAAGGACUUGAGCCUGCAGAAGAAUGUCCCCGAUGUUUCUUCUCAGCCUAGCACCAGUGUGACCCAUAAUCCUCAUGGGAAAAAUGAGGUGCUGCAUUCAGUUGGAAAUACCAAUAGUAAAUCAUCCCCAAGGGUUGUCAAGAAGAAAAAAAUAAUUGUCAAAAAACUGGUGAAGAAAGCUGCUAUAAAUCCUAAUUCAACUGUGUCAAAUUCACUAUCAGCAAAUGUGGUUUGUGGAACUGUGCAAGCAGAUAGUGUCAUACCUAGUUCAUCAACUGCCUCUGGUCCUGACAAAACUAAAGGGAAAAGCACCGCUGUUGACAAGGUGCCUGUGGCUGACUGUUUGCACUCUUCACCAAACAAAGGGAAUGUAUUGACUGAAGAUAAAAAGGGAGAUAUAUCCCUUAGUUUGGGGCCACAUUCCAGGUCACAGGAAUGUAACACUGAUGAAGAUUCUGAUAUUGGGAAAGUAUCCAGGUUUGAGAGAGGUGGAAACAUUUCAAAUUCUCCAUCUCAGGCAUCUAGUAGUGAAUAUAAAAAGAGUGAUUCUUAUUGUUUAGAUGCAAAUAAUUCUGUUCUUGACUUGCCUAGCAUGCCAAAUACUGACAAGGUUACUGAAUCAUUAAAUGGAAGUACUUUUUCAGAAAUCAAUCACAUGGAUUAUGAUAAUAAGCAAUUAUGUCAGAUUGAAGUGUCUCUAUCACCUGGGAAAUAUUCAAAUUUAGGAUGCCCACAGAAUAGCAAUCUUGUGGACUUAGGGGAUGAAAUGAAUUACAGAUUUUUUAGUUCAGCUGACAGUACAACUAACACAGAUCUUAUAAAUAUAAGUAAUUCUGCCAAUGACAGGGUUUAUGGCUUCAAUUCCAAUGAUCUUACAAGUUCAAAAGAGAUAUUUAUUGUUACUGACAGUGGGAAUAAUGGCACUGUUGGUAAGGCAUAUAGUGAAAAUAUGGCAUCUACAAUCCCUCAGUAUGCUAUUCUGGAAGAAAAUUCAGAUACAGCCAUCCCUCUGCAAAGCAGUGGAAUGGCUGCUUAUUCAAGUUCAGGAAAAACUAGGAUUCAAGAUGGUCUUGAUUGCCUACAACAUGCCAGUGUACUGAAGCAGGGUUCUGAUAGUGGAACAUCUAAUUUAGAAGAUAGUAUCACUGUUCACCAUUAUGGUGUCAUGAACGAUGCUGGAAAGCAGGUGUCCCCCCGUGAUGUCACCAUUACCCCUGAGAAUUGUUACACAGAAGAAACUUUCCCAAAAUCCAAUAUUUCAGUUGGGUCUGGCGAAGGGGUUACGAAUAAGAUAAAAAAGAGAACAGUUAGGACUCGAAUAAAAAUUUUGAGUUCAAAGAUGGAGGGCAUAUCUCCAGACUGUGUAAAUCCAGUUAGCCAAGCAAAUGAUGUUGAUAGAGGCUCAAGUCUGUUGUUGAAGGAUCCAUGUCCUUCGGAAGUUAUAGAUCAACCUGUUCAAAGCUUAUAUUUUAACUCACAGCCCAGUUUGGAUGGGGUCAAUGCUUUACAUGGGAAAAGGCGGUUUUUAGAGGCUAAAUUUCAUGUUGGAAAUAAUGACUCUGAUGAAGCAAAUAAGGUUUCAUCAGUUUCUAAAAGGAAAAAAGUCACUUCUAGUCACCCAAAUUUCACUCAAAGUCAAUCUGAAUUCAGCGAUGCUAUUGUGGCUUCCACAUCUAGUUCAGAAGUUCCUAUCAGUUUCAGUGAUAACCAAGCACAUCAGAAAGAAGAAGUUGCAUUGUCAAGCAUGGGUAUUCUGUCCACUGCUCAGUCUAUGCCUUAUUCAGAGGAUAUUGCUAAAUUGUCUGACAAUAUAUUGGCUGUAGGAUCUUUUGAGUCUAUGGAUGUAAAUAGGGAAACAACGAGUUCUGAGCAUUUGGAAUUGCAGCCCUCAGAUAUUGUCUCUUGUUCAUUGUGUGAGGACUUGGCCUCUCCAAAUGUUCAGCUCUCAUUGGUGGAAGGUGAGCAGAAAGAAAUUAUUACUCCAAUUGUGCCUAUAAGUAAUAUUCAAACUGACAUUAUGGUGAUUGGAAAUAUUACGGGAGAAAAGAAUGAUUUACAGGCUGUUGAAGAAAGUUUCCAGUAUAGAGACUUUAUGCAAAGGUCUCCAAGUGCUGAUAUGGAAUCUAAUGAUCUUAAUGUGAAGGAUGAUUUACUUGCUCUGCAGAACCUUAUGUCGUGUCCUCCUGAUGUUGAUGGUGUCACUACCAGUAAUUCAAAUGAUGAAUUGAUUGAGGAUGUGCCUGAUGCAUUAUCAGAUAUGUGUUCUCAAGGUAUGCAAUCUGAAGUACCUGAUAGAGGGAUUUUAGAAUUUACAGCAAUCCAUGAUGAAAACAUUUGUGGGGAUGAAGAAAAUCUGGAUGAGAUAUCUAUGAGCUCUGACUUACAUACGUCAUCAAUACAGCAUCCUAGAAAAGUUAUGAAGUCAGAUCAUGCAAUUGGAUGUAGUGACCCAAUCGUGAGGAAGAUAAUGCCACAACCAUCCCAAGUUUACUCCAAAGUUACAGCUAAGGGUCUAAAUUCACAUUAUUCAGAAUUAAAUAUGAGCAAAAAUCAGCCUGGUGGUGUCAUUCCUAAAACUUUCCAGGGUCAUUCUUUCACCUUUUCAAAGUCAAAGACAAAGACAUCUGCCUCCUCAACCCAAAUAUCUAUACCUCGAACUUGGCAUCGUACAUGGAAUAAUUCUCCUGCUUCUCUACCUGGAAUCAAGCCUUCGGUAGGUACAGUUCCUCCCAAAAGGCCAAUUCUAGAAGGGAAAGGGAACUUUCAGAAUACUUCUUACGUUCGUAAAGGUCACAGUCUCGUAAGGAAACCUACUCAAGUUUCUGCUUUACCUCAAAUCUCCUCUGCUAAUCAGUCACCUUCCUUGGGCUUAGGUCAAAUCCCAAAGAGCACCAGAUCUAAAAACAGGGCUGAUAUGACAGAUCAACCAAUCUACUUGAAAACAGAAGUAACAAAUGUGCCUCUCGAGAGGCAGAGAACACCUCCACUAUCCGUUGACACCAAACCAGAGGAAAAUAUAUCUUCCCCAUUGGUAGAACCUCCUUCCAGUGGUUGCUGUGAAAAUGCAUCAGAACCUAGGAAAUUUGUGGAAACUAAAGAUGCACUGAAUCAUUAUGAAACUCCUGAAAAUCAAUCUGGUCCAUCUAAUAAUGGGGAAAGCGAAGUUGAAGCGAAUGAUGGGAAUAUUUCUUCUUUGAACACCAAGAGAAUAGUAUAUGUAAAGCCCAAAACAAAUCAAUUGGUUGCAACCUCAAAUUCUUGUGAUGUUUCUGUCUCUACUGAUGACAAGGGCCAAACAGCUUUCUCCGAUGGCUACUACAAGAGGAGCAAAAAUCAAUUGGUUAGGACUACAUUUGAAAGUCAUAUCAACCAGACAGUUGCAAUGCCCAAUAGUAAUGUAAAUUCUGAUGGGCAAGGGGCUAGUAAGGUUCUUUGCAACAGGAGGUUUAGUAAGAGGCGGUCACAUAAGGUUGCUGGAAGUUCAUGUAAACCUUCAAGAGCCUCAUUAGUCUGGACCCUUCGUGGCAAAAAUUCAUCCAAAAAUGACAGGGACUCAUGGCAUUAUCAGAAGGUUUUACCUCACUUGUUUCCAUGGAAAAGAGCAAUAUAUUUAAGGAGCUUCAUUCAUAGUUCUGCUUCAAGCUUCAAUAGUAGUUCCUUAUCUUCAAUCAGCAAGAAAUUGCUUCUGCUGAGAAAGAGGGAUACUGUUUACACUAGAUCGACCCAUGGGUUCUCUCUUUGGAAAUCCAAGGUAUUAGGUGUUGGUGGGUCUAGUUUAAAAUGGUCCAAAUCCAUUGAGAAGCACUCAAAGCAAGCUAAUGAGGAAGCUACACUUGCCGUUGCUGCAGUAGAGAGGAAGAAGAGAGAGCAGAAAGAUGCAGUUUGCAUCAGUUCUCAGGCAAAGAGAGAACGAAUAUUUCGUAUUGGUUCAGUUCGCUACAGAAUGGAUCCUUCCAGGCGGACACUUCAAAGGAUUUCAGACGAUGAAUCCAUGUCCUCUGCCUCUAUCUGUUCAGGUUUGGCUGCCAAAAGAGCUUACAUUCCGAGGAGAUUAGUGAUUGGAAAUGAUGAAUAUGUCCGAAUUGGCAAUGGUAACCAGCUUAUUAGGGACCCGAAGAAACGAACUAGAAAAUUGGCUAAUGAAAAAGUUAGAUGGAGCUUGCACACAGCCAGACAGCGGUUGGCUCGAAAGCAGAAGUAUUGUCAGUUUUUUACUAGAUUUGGGAAGUGUAACAAGGAUGGAGGGAAGUGUCCUUAUAUUCACGAUCCCUCUAAAAUUGCUGUCUGUACUAAGUUCCUGAAUGGUUUAUGCUCUACUCCCAACUGCAAAUUGACUCAUAAGGUUAUUCCAGAGAGAAUGCCCGACUGUUCUUAUUUUUUACAAGGCUUAUGCAGUAACAGAAAUUGUCCAUACAGACACGUCAAUGUGAACCCUAAAGCAUCUAUUUGUGAAGGAUUUCUUAAGGGUUAUUGUGCAGAUGGGAAUGAGUGUCGGAAGAAGCACAGCUAUGUCUGUCCUAGUUUUGAAGCAACAGGAACCUGUACUCAUGGAACGCAAUGCAAGCUUCAUCAUCCCAAAAAACAAAGCAAGGGAAAGAAAAGAAAGAGAUCUGGAGAUCAGAACAGCAGUAGAGGGCGUUACUUUGGUUCUAUCCCUGUUGAUGUUUCUGAACCUCGGAUGAUGAUGGCUCUAAUGCAAAUUCAACAUAAUGAUGACCUUGAAGGAGAACUUUCCGACUACAUCAGCCUCGAUGUUAAUGAAGAAGUUGCAGACACUGCUGAUCAAUCAUUCGAGCAAGCAACAUUGUGUGACAAUGAUUCCUUGGAUUCACAGUUGGAUAAUUGGGAUGAUCUUAUUAAACCAGUUCUUAUAAUGAAAACAAAAUUCACGCCGCAACAAUCUUAGUCCACCAGCCUGCAAGCUUGGGCAAGUGACGAAGACUUUUUAGACAGUUAUAAAUUAGGUAAAUUUAGGUGAUGCAGUCUUUUUCUUUUCUUUUCUUUUUUCUUUUUUUUUUUCUCUUUUUCUACCUCAUUGAUUUUGAAUGUUUAUCGUCAUUGUACACAAGUCAUCUUCCCCCUCCCCUUUAUUUUUAUUUGUUCACCAUUGUACAAUAACAUCUGAUAUAUAGAGAAAAAUUUACCUGCUCCCACAAGGGCAGUAGAGUUACUUAGAACCCAGCAAUUUGGAA